AUGCCUCGCGGCAAGAAAAAGUCUGCUAUCGUUGAGACCAAGCUCAACCAGGCUGCGCGAGCAGACUCUCUCGCGCAAAAUGUGCAGCUACCUCUCGAAGAAGUGACAUAUCCUAAGGGCUCAGCACCCCACCAGCCUAAUCCACCGCUACCAAAAGCGUCCUUUAACAGUAUAAAAGAACAGCUUCGAGCGGCUCGAGCUUGCCAUACUGUCGUCGAGGGCGAGCCAGUCUCCCCCUCAGACGACCGUAUCAAGGAGGCGCACCGUGAGAUCUGGCAGCGCGUUGGGUUCUAUUCCAACCAUCCUAACCAUGAUCCUACGGCCAUUAACGAAGCUUACAUCAAAUCAAUGAGGGAGAAGAGCCAUAGAUUAGGCAAAGUCGUGGCUAAAUACCGCUUGUUCAUCAACAAGCCAACGGGCAAACGUGCCAUGUUGAUGCAGUAUCCCAACCGAGAGGUUGGUCAAGAAUAUCGUGCAACGUCUGGUAAUAAGCCUUUGGAAAUCCGCAUCAAACCUAAAUGCGGUCUUGUCGAGGUCGAGAUCCCAGUGAACAUUCACGUAAAUUACGACAAGGAGAGAGGUGUCGAGUACGGAGAGGCUAUGCGCAAAAGUCGGUUGCUACAGGAAGGAGGAUCGUAUAGUCUUGGUGGUGGUUUGGGAAUCGGUCCAAAGGCAAUAUCAAAGAGCGACCGCCGGGCACCCGCACCAGAAGGGCCCUCGCACGAAAAGCUCUUGGAAAAUUUUGAUGAUGCCAACAACAAGGGCCAUGUGAUGAACAAAAUUACUUUGGGCGGUCAGAUCUAUCCGUUCAGGAACGGUGACCCAAUCUAUAUGGCAGCGACUUUCAAAGACGACAUCUGCACUUGGACGAAAAUGGAUGCAAUUGUCCAGUUACGGCCCCAGUUCGUCCAUCUUGAUGCUAUCAACGAGGCAAAGAAGACCGCGUUUCGAACAGAGCGAGGUCCGGACAAUCGCGAUAAUGUUGAGCAAGAACCCGAAGCCAGGGCUGUCAAUAUGGCUGUCAAAUCGACCGAAGGUAGCGAGGAGGAUAUGUAUGGGGGAAUGAGAGCAACCGCCAAGCUCCUACGCGAUAUGAGAGAUGAGCCGUGGCAGCGUUUGGCUUGGGUUGACCAGGAUGAACCCGAGUCAUACAAAAUCUACAACGAUGCCCUGGUAUACCAAGACCCUGAAAACGCCCCUCAGCUAGUCUCCGAGAUGACCAAUGAGCAAUACCUCGACGCCAUCAGCUGCCCUCGCAUCGAUCCAAUCAAACAGGGUCAAAAAGUCAUGGCACAGGUAGAGGAGUCAUUUCUCGAAUCUGAAGAUAGUGACGGUAAGAUGGAGGUCAUUGACGACACCGAUGACGAAGACAGCGACGAAGAAGAUGAGGAAGAGUAUGAAACCUUGCCCGAAGGUGCGAUCCGCCCUGAUGACUGCGUUGCUGAGAGACGUAUCGAACGCAUUGCCAGGGCAAUCUGCAUCCACCCAGUAACUGAGCAAGCCUUCUACGAAGGCCAUAUGAAGCAGAAAUUCCUCAAUGACCCGAAAUGGGCCAAGCACUCGUUCCUCCUUGCCGGCGAUCGUCAUCACAUAUACUACAAAUAUCGCGUCGCUGAGAACAGGGCUGGUCGAGGCAUCGACCCCGUAUAUGACACGUUUGAGAUGGUGGCAGCACCCCGAGGUCACAGUUCGGGCAGUAGUUGA
Messenger RNA from Letharia columbiana, 1704 nucleotides. RefSeq lists its product as uncharacterized. The coding region runs from base 1 to 1704 and encodes 567 amino acids. Gene Ontology annotation, cellular component: RNA polymerase III complex; nucleus. Gene Ontology annotation, biological process: DNA-templated transcription. The record is from RefSeq and is a predicted model, not a curated record. Lineage: Eukaryota; Fungi; Ascomycota; Lecanoromycetes; Lecanorales; Parmeliaceae. The transcript has 3 exons.